Messenger RNA from Acromyrmex echinatior (Panamanian leafcutter ant), 2070 nucleotides. RefSeq lists its product as uncharacterized. Gene Ontology annotation, biological process: double-strand break repair; meiotic sister chromatid cohesion. Gene Ontology annotation, cellular component: meiotic cohesin complex. The record is from RefSeq and is a predicted model, not a curated record. Lineage: Eukaryota; Metazoa; Arthropoda; Insecta; Hymenoptera; Formicidae. Gene Ontology annotation, molecular function: chromatin binding; protein binding.
CGCGUCGCAUACUCCAACAUGCUUCAACAUGUUCCUACCAGCAUUUACUCAUUUUAACGAGCGCGUUUGAUACUUUCCGCGCGUAGCUCAACAAUUUGAAAAUGACAAUGUGAGGAAAAUAUUCGUUCAGUAGAUGUAUCAUGUUGUACUUCGCAUGAAAAAAAUAACUGAUAAAGAAGGAAAAAGCGAGAAAACGGAUCUGAAAGAAACAGAUCCAAGUAUUAUUAUAUAAAAAUUGAGAUAUUCUAUAGUCGAUGACUCCAGAAAGAAGCCAUUAGUUGUUACAUUUGACAAAUAUCCAGAAUUAAGAUGUUUUACCCAAUUAAUCUACUUUCCCGUCGACAAAGGGGCAAAUUUGCUGCUUCUUGGCUUGCUUCAACGAAUAGUGAGGCAUCAUUUAAGAAACUCUACACUUCUGAUGCUAUAAAGAAGAUGAAUGUUGAACAAACGUGCAAUGAUAUUCUGGAAGUAAUACAGUCUUCUAAUGGCAAAUCAGAUAAUAGAUUCAGUUUGUAUCUGUCAUCACAAUUAAUGUCCGGUAUAACAAAAAUUCAUUCUUAUCAGGUUGAAUACUAUGAGAAGGACAUUUUUAAAUUUGAACAAAAUCUUGAACCUUCUGUAUCAAAGAAGAAAGGGGAUAAGUUUGAUGAUUUUAGGAAUAUUGAAUGUCCUGACAUAGAAUUGCCUAAAGAUUUUUUUAGCGCUCAACUCUUGAAAGAAGACUUACAUAUUCUUCCUGAAGAUCAGCCCCAUGAUACGUUACAAAUAGUUAUGCGAGAUGCGGAACUCCUGAAUUUUGGUUGCUUAAAUGAUGAAGAGUUGGAAUUGUUUCUGUGUAACAAUAUGUCAUUUGAAGAAAGAAACAUUUUGGAGGGGUUGGCUGGUAUAACAAUUGCAGAAGAGGUUCAUCGACAUUCAUCACAAGAAAACCUUAGUCCAGUGCUUGUGAAUAUAUCAAAAAGAAGAACUAAGUCCAAAGGAAAUUUAUCUCUCACUCCACAAAAACGGCAACCGCAAAUUCAACCCGAAACACCUACAAAGAAAAGACGCUUAUCUUUUGAAACUGCAGCCAUGCCUCCUGCAGAAGAUGUGGCAGUAUCCCUUGCAGAAGAUUUGGCAAUACCGGCUCCUGAAUUGCCUGCAGAAAAAACGGGAAUGUUAGUUCCUUCACAACAAAUAGACAUAGAAUUAGAAUCAUUAAAUUCAAGCUACUUUGUGAUUAACAAGCAUUCGAAAAAACGUAAAAUUAUUGAUAAAGAGAUUGUCUUAACUGAUAAACAACUUUGGAAAUGGCGUGAGAAUGUAAAUAUUCAUAGCAAGAAAAUAGAUAAGCCGAAAAAACGUUUGACAUCAGUGAUAAAUCUUCUCAAGGAACCUUCAUACUUAUCUAAGCAAUGGAACGCUAGUUUACGCAAUCUUUUUGUUGAUCACAUCACCGGACCAUUUACAAGUGUAGAUGAAGAUGUUGCACCUGCUGAAUUUGUGCAAUUUCAAGAAGCAAUCCGUAUAGAAGAGACAAUUAACAAGCAAAAUCUUCCUAUGGAAGAUUUGAGUACAUUUGUGAAUGAACCCAUAGAUAGUAUUGUAAACGUUUUGCCAAUGCCAAUAGCUCACGCAGAUGUGUCAGUGCCACCGUUACAGGAAGUAAUACCGCAUACGAUUACUUUAGAAGAAGGCAUUAGCACUGUUGAGCACAGGCGAGAUCAAGAAAAACUACCAAGUAUAAGUAACAUUGACGAAAGCUUGGAAGAUAUAAAUGCUUUACUAGAAAGACAAUCAUUAGAAAGACAUCUUUCGAAAUCCAUUUUAGGAUCUCCUGCCACUAGCUCAAAUGGGAUUUUACAACCCGAAUUAACAAGUAAAGAUAUUUUGGCUCAAUUAGAAGUUUUUUGGUUCAACGAACCGUGCGUCAAGUUCAGUCAGCUUAUUCCAAAGGAUACAUUUACGGCAGAGGAUGCUGCUGACGCUUUUAAUAUACUUCUCGAAUUGCAUGCACAAAAGAAGCUUAUUCUGCAGCAGGCUGAGUGUUUUCGUACUCUACGUAUUUGGAAAAUGGGAAAAUUAAAUUAA